AUGUACAUACAUACACACAGAUGUACAUGCACACACACAUGUACAUGCACACAGACACAUGUACACACACCCAUACAUGUACAGACACACAGAUACAUGUACAUACACACAUGUACACACAUACAAAUACACAUGUACACAGCCCUAUAGAAAGUUGCAGUACUUUGUUACCUUCACUCACAGAGCUGGGUACUGCACUCUAGGGGGAGGCAGAGAGCACAGCACACUCCUUCGUUUGCUUUCACUUUGCUCAACAUUUGAGCAGUCUGACGGCUCCCAGUGGGAGUGACAGAGCUGGCCCUGAGUCCCGAGCCUGCUCAGCAAGACGGCCCUGGGGACACACUCGCCCCCACCUUAUUUCCACUCGCCAAUGCGAGCAGGCGAGUGGAAAUUUCAAUGCCUGAUCUAAGGUAUUG
Messenger RNA from Staurois parvus, 416 nucleotides. Lineage: Eukaryota; Metazoa; Chordata; Amphibia; Anura; Ranidae. The record is from the annotation of a GenBank genome assembly.